Cryptotermes secundus is the source of this 9441-nucleotide messenger RNA. It is a transcript of the gene Zdhhc8, whose product is annotated as probable palmitoyltransferase ZDHHC8. Gene Ontology annotation, molecular function: palmitoyltransferase activity. The record is from RefSeq and is a predicted model, not a curated record. Lineage: Eukaryota; Metazoa; Arthropoda; Insecta; Blattodea; Kalotermitidae. The coding region runs from base 387 to 2570 and encodes 727 amino acids. Gene Ontology annotation, biological process: protein palmitoylation. The transcript has 12 exons.
GUGUGUGUGUGUUGUAUAUACAAGUAUAUAUUUAUUUUGCGUGGUAUUUGUAUUUUAAUAUAGUUGGUUCAUCCUCUCAUCAUCAGUGCCAAGUUAUUGUAAUAUCAGAGGACUUGAUUUAGAAAUGGAAUAUCACAGUGCAGUGAACAAAAUAUUUACAGGUUGGAUGCUAAGUUGUAGUUGAGGGGUGCUCCAAUGCAGAUUAAAUUGAUCAUGUCAGGCCAAAAUUGAGUAAGCAGUGAGACCCUGGGGUACUGAUGGAUGUAGUGGUAUUCAUGAAUUUGUAUCUGCAAACCAAGCUCCAACAUACAGCACACUCUUAUCACUUGAUAGUGGUCCAGAAGUCAUCAAGACUCUAGAAGAAAUUGGAGUGGGGAAGAAACAUAAUGCCGAAAUGUGAUAGUUUCACGAAGUAUAUACCUGCUACAUUUGCCUGGGUACUGUUGCUGGGGACAACGACGUUGUUCUUCCGUUACCCAUGCAGUUUUUAUUAUAACAUACAGUAUCCAUGGGUUCCAGCCUACCAAGGUGUAAUCACAUUAUUUGUGAUUGCCAAUUUCACACUGGCCACAUUUAUGGAUCCAGGAGUCAUUCCAAGAGCUUCCCCAGAAGAGGACAGGGAGGAUGACUUCAGAGCACCGCUUUACAAAAAUGUAGAAAUCAAUGGUAUUACUGUACGAAUGAAGUGGUGUGUUACAUGCCAGUUUUACCGACCACCACGCUGCUCUCAUUGUAGUGUGUGCAAUGUUUGUAUUGAGACAUUUGACCACCACUGCCCAUGGGUGAAUAACUGCAUUGGACGCCGCAACUACCGCUUCUUUUUUAUGUUCCUGAUUUCUUUGAGCAUACACAUCACUAGCAUUUUUACACUCUGUCUUGUAUUUGUGCUAUAUAAGAGGAAAGACCUGACAGAAGUGAACACAAUCAUAGCGAUGGUUAUAAUUGGAAUAAUAGUAUUACUUGUGAUACCCAUUUAUGGUCUGACUGGUUUCCACAUUGUUCUUGUGUCAAGAGGUCGUACUACAAAUGAACAAGUCACUGGAAAAUUUAAAGGUGGUUAUAAUCCUUUCUCCCGAGGAUGUCCUCGUAACUGCUGCUACAUUUUAUGUGGACCACAGUAUCCCAGUCUGUUGAAGGCGAGUAAGUACGUGGCAAAGCCAAAACGGUACCCUUUGUCAACUUCUGCAAUUUCAACUAUUACCAAUGAAAACCAGGUAAAAACCUACAUGGAUAACAGCAAUGGGGUUAGAAAUGCCAGUUCGAAUGCUUACAAUAAGCUUUCACCUGGUCGAGGGGAGGGUUCUGAUACAGAUAUGGAACCUACAGCAUCACAGUCCCAAGAUUGUGAGCCUACUCCCCCACUUCAACGCCAUGGAUCCAAGAGCAACUUCUUCCUGCCUCCUGUAGAAGGGGGUGACUCCCCUCGCAAAGCAGGCCACCCUCAACAGCAGCAACAGAUACGAGGUCCAUUUUCUCGUGGCAGUCCACAUCCAAGGCCAAGGGGUAUGGAUGUUUCUCAGUCUCGAAGCCACACUCCUGAUCCAUUAUCACCUGAUCGACAGCAACAACAAGUCCCUUCACCAGCCCCGAGAGGGCCUGGGCCAAGUCCCACAAUGCAGCAGCGGAUAAAAGCCAUUGGAGUGCCGACUCCUCUUGCCAUGUCAAGCCCCGUCCGCAGGUCAAACCCGGGUACUCCAACACAGCCUCGUCGUCCAGACUUCAUUGGAGUUGGGGGCAUAGCAGGUGGCCCCCCUUCAUAUUAUGACUUCCAGCAUCAACAGCAGCACAUAGGGAGCACCCACCCACAUAAUGGAGGUCAACUGCAUGGAUCUGGUGGACGAGUUGCACCUGGUGGAACAUAUGGCAGCCCACAAAGGCGAUUUCUUUCAGAGGGAGAGUUGGUACGGCAAGGUGGAUCAGGAGGUGAACUGGCAUAUUCACGAACCAACAACACAGUGGACAAUAUACGUGAGUUAGCAGGGUCCCCACAACGGGGAGUGUAUAUGUGGAAAGACACAUCUCCAGGUGCAUAUGUCAGUGGAGGGAAUGGUGUGGCUGGGCCAGUGCAUCAUCACCAGCAGUUGUCCACACAGCAUCAACGACCAGGUGUUUAUGACUAUUACCGAUCCAACCCAACAAGUCCCACACAACAGCAGCAGCAACAACAGUUGUAUGGACAAAGACCUUCUGCAUCAUCAUAUUAUCCUCCAGUAAGGGGUGGUGUACCUGUCUAUCCCCCACCUCAAUCUCCACAGAUAAAACGCAAGACCAUGGCCACCCCUACAACCCCAACAUCAACAGCUGUGGUGUCAUCUUGUGAUGGUGGACGGCGACCCAGUCCAGGUUCCAGGAGGCCCAUGUCAUUUGUGCGUGCAUUAGAAAUGACAGACUCAUUGGAACUUACAUCAGCUUCUCCUGGAACUCCUCAUGGAGAACAUCGUGGACUUGUUGCUGUUGGAGGCCCAAUGGGAGGAACACCCACAUCUGUGGUGCAGGAGCCUCACCGCAGCUCAACACCCACACCUGACCGUGCAAGUGUGUAUGACAUGAACUAUGAAAUUUCAGUAUAGGGAAGGCUGGGCCCAGUGGGGAUACAGGUCUGCAGUGUGGGAUAUGGGCACGGGUACUCACGAAACAGAACGUUACCACACCGCAGACAAGCAACCUACAGCUAUCUAACAGGGGCCAGGACUUUUCCUAUUGCACGCAGAGGAUAUAACAGGCCACCACCAUACUGAAUUUACAGUUUCUGUUAUUUACGUGAACAGUGUAAGAGGGUGUUAUAGUUACAGCCUUCCAGAUUCCUGAUGGUGUUCUACAUUAUGAACCAAAAUACUCUAGGGAAGAGGUGUUCUGUGAUAUGAUGCUUCCCUAAACAGUUGUGACAUUGAAGAAAAUCUUCUAAUUGGCAUUUGGAGAGUAGUCUCUUCAAAGCAUUUUUAUAAAACUUGUCGUACAAAGGACUGAGGUCAGUAAAGAUUUUGAAAUAAGGAUAGAAACACAUACUUUUGACAUGUUAGAAUGUUGUAAUGAUUGUGUGAUGUCAGUGAAAAUCGGUAGUUUUGCGGUUUUGUUUGUGCAGAAUUUACAUAAGACUUAAAGUAACACAAGAAAAUAGUAACUGUAAUACAUUUUAAAAAUGUCUGCAGAGAUAUGAAUUUUAUACUCUUUCAGAAUCAGAACUAUUUUGGCAGUCUUACAAUUCAUCAUUGUGCCAUGAACUAACAAAUGAGGCUCGCAGAAUGUGUACGAAGUAGACACUGUAGUUCUGUCUGUCAUUUCCGUUUAACCGUUCAAGAUACAGUGUAAUACCUUUGUUACAUAGGGUUGCUGUAAACAGUGGAACAUCGCUUCAGUUUACAAACUAUGUUGAGGUCCACCUCUUUAUAUGACACAUGAAUAUUGGAUCAACCUGCAGAAAUGUUAUGCUCCAGCAAAUACUUUCAGUCAGUAUCUCACUGCAUUCUUCAUUCAGACUUACAGUACUUAACACAUUGUCACAGUUUGGAAUACAGGAAGUAAUAAUGUAUGUAUUGUGGACGCAAUUUGGAAUUUGCAAUCUUGAUUUGACUUCAUGUUUUGAACCAGAUACAAUCCAUUCUCUUUUCCUUUUUCUGCCUGGUAUUCAGAAUGUGCUUAGAGUCAAUUAUAAUAAGUAAGUACAAAACAUUACUGUUAGCCGUAGUGGUCUUUGAAGUCCAGUUCCUCCAUUACAUUUUUUUAAUAACAGGUAAUAUGAAAUAAAACUAUGUUCAUAUACUCGUUGAACCGCCAAUAAGUACAGUGCAUGAAGAAGUACAGAGUUUUCAUAUUAUGUAGAUACAGUCAUAUCUUAGUGUAAUAUUUACUGUUAGAUGCAUAAAUGAAUAUGUGAUGUUAUCUGUUUGUUACUGAUAAUAUUCUAAAUUGCCUGUGUAAUUGAAACUUUCUCAUGAUUUGAUAGAGAGCACUGAACAUUUCUUAAAAUUGUUUCUUUUUUUAAUGGCAGCAUGAGAUUUGAAAUGGAUUCUUGCGAAUAUGUUUUGUAUUUUCAACCAUUGGAAUUGUUCAGACUCGUCAGUAUUAUUGCCACAACACUUUCUUAAUACAAGAGGAAAUUAAUGGGCAUUUUCAUGGGAGUGGCAGUUUUAUAUGUGAUUAUGUUCCUGUCUUCUUUGAUUGAUAGUUUAAACACCAGUAUGAACCAUUUGCCAGUUAUUCAUAUAGCACAGUGAAUCUGUGUCAAACAAUCACAUGGUUGUGUUUCUGUUUUACAGUUAUUUUGCCCAAAGUAGACCAUGAUGCAGAGUACGGAAUUAACAGAAUAUAAUGAACAAUUUGUGCUUUCAUUUCCGUACACAUUCCUUGCAGAGGUUGUACAUAAUAUAUGUGAUUCAGGUAAAAAUUAAAUUAGUCUUAAUAUUUUUGCUUAUAUUUAUUUGGGAAGUAUGAACUUAGGUUAAUUCACUUUUUAAUGCAUGCCUUGGAACUGGAUGAAAAUCAGACAUGAAGUUCAGAGAGGAAGGAAAAGGAUGCAGGUUCAAAAUGGUGUCUGCAAUGCAGUAUAGUAAAUCAUUCAUGACUGAAAUACUUUUAAAGAAAGCAAAAUUUUUAAUAACAGUUAGGUCAAACGCCUCACGUAACAUACACCCAUGUGUUCUGUCAACUUUGCAGAUCUUACACAAGCAGUACACAGAUGGGAAAAUUAAUAAAAUGGCCACUACAGAAGUUAAUGCUCGAAAAAAUUCUAAAUGUGUUUACAGGGUGCUCCAAGUUUUAUGUCCAGUAAUGGAAGUUCAGUGUGUUGUGCACUUAAUUGUGUGCUUGUGUGUAACUGUAAAAUGUGCACACAUUCUGUACACUUUCAUAAUUGAAUUUUGGGUAGAGGACAGCCAUGCCCAGUCUUUGUAGACAAUAUCUGUGUCAGAAGUAUCACUGUUAAACUUUUCUUGAAAUCUGUAAAGAAGAAAUGUCUGCCAGUCAGAAUUUUGAACUCUUUUGAUUACUUGUUCAUUGUUUUACAUGGAAUGAUUCUGUAAAAGUGGUGUCUGUUAUUUUGUAUGUUUUAUGUUUUUUUCAAGUGACUGUUUUUAUCAAAAAGUAUCCCAAAGACAUGCAAAAUGUUUAAGUAAUGGUGUCUUAUUGUAAAUUGUGUCAUAUUUUAUUAUUAAUAUAGAAUGAUCCAUUUGAUCUGUUCAUUGUGAUCUGAAUAUAUUUUCGUACGUUAUUGCUUUGUUUCAGUAAUUAUGAUUGCCAUUUGUACUCUGUGUUGUUUAUAUAUAGAAUCAGUAAUCAAGAACAAAGGAUCUUCCAUCUUUUUUCUUUUUAUUUAUUCUGUCCGUAUUUUUUUUUAAUUUCAGUUCGUUAUUUCUUUCUCUCUUAAACAUCCUCUCCUUGCCUUUUUCUUCUGUUAGUAACAUUCAGUCUUGUAUAAAUCAUUGUGUGAUACCCAACUGUAACGUCUAUUAACACUUGACAUUGUCUACAUUUUUUUGUUGGCAUUAGUAAUAAGGGGAAGGAUUACUGCCAAUAUACAUAGGAAAUAACGUUAUAAAGUUAACCAAAGCUGGGAUCAUAUAAGAUAUAACUUCACUAAACUUUUGUAGAAAUUUUAGUGGCGUUAAAUUACUCUACAAGUGUUUUUGUAAUCUGUACAUGUGGUGUAGAUUAGAAUAGUGUUCUGCAGUGUGUGUCAUUUCUUGUUUUCUGGGACACUUUUUCAGAAUGAGUUGCAUUACAGUUAAUCCUGAUUAGUGUUGAUGACCUGUUUCAGUGACAUACCCCUGUGCAUAGAAUGACCAUUUAAAUUUUCAUUAUGGCUCUUUCAACCCACCAUUUUCUUUGGAAUAAAAAAAUAGGAACAGAGAGAGACUAUAUAUUAGUAGUAAGUAACUGCCACAGGCUAUCUGAAUGAUACAGAAAGGCUACCUCCAUGCCAUCCGUAAAUGACAAAUGGAAAAAUGACAGUGAUUAAUUGAAAACUUGCAUGUGAGACAUGUUAUUGCUGAGUAUUUACCGUGUUACCUGGCACAAGGCUAUCUGACAUUGCCACAUUCAUUACUCCCAUUGAGAAUGAUGAUCCACAUAGGACUUGACAUAGUAAUGUCUGAGUGAGAGCCCUGAUGGAGAGAAAAGAAAACUAUCUAGAGAAGAUUACUUAUGGGAUUUGAUGCUGUGUAGUGUGGUAGAUUUUUACUGAUGUUUCAGCAGAACUUGCUGGCUCCAUCUCUGGGAAAUGUUGGUAAGCAAUCUGCCAGACUGCAUGAUGUCACAUUUUGAAGACAGUAAUUUUCAUAGUCACCACCAUGAAACCAAAAAUCUCAAAUAUGUAGAAAAUUCUUUGAUCUAGUGGCAUAUUUUCUGAUUUUCCAUAGUCAAAUUUUUAACAUGCUUUGCCGACAAAUUACAAAAGUAACUGAACGUUUUAUAAUAUAUAUCUGUUGCUUGGUGGUGGUGGUAGUAGCAAUAAACAAAAGUACCCCAAAUUAUAUUCAAAUUUGGUUGGAUUUUGGUCUUGUGGAAAUAAAGUGGUCCAUCCAGACAGCAUCCAUGUAGAUUUACUUGCUCUGACAAUUAAAUUUUAAGUUUGUAUGUCAUUCAAAUAACACCUGAGCAGAGAAAUUUGCACUGCAGUUUCAGAAACGGUUUUUGUUGUGUGUGGUAGUUACUUACAUGUAACAUCUGUAAUUGCUGGGGUUCACAUGUAAUUUUUGUGACUUUUAGAACACAAUUCAUGUGGGGUAGACUGUUAGAAGAAGAUUGUAUCUCAGCACUAAAAUGGCAUGUCUUUGGAAUUUCUCAUAAAAUUGUAAUGCACUAUAACUACUUGAACACACAUCUGAGUUAUCCUAAAAUAAAAUUGUAAUUUGGCAGUAAAAUGGCCUAACUGCAUUUGGAAUUUCCCCAUACUUAAAUAUGUAAUAAGAACUUAACACUAUUUAUAACUACUUAGAUACACAGCUAGAUUAUGUUAAAACAAAUAAAUAUGAAAUUAUAUCACACUGCAGUGUACACGUCAUGUUACCAUGAUUACUAUAAAGUGUGUGAAGGUUAUGCACUCAUAAUCUUGAUUUUCUUAUGGAGGAAAUAAUGGGGAAAUAAGCUAGCUUGGAUUUGAACCUAUGCACAUAAUACGUAGAAAUAUUAACGUUCGUUCCAGGGUUUUGUCUUUAUGAAUUUUUUCUCUAAUAUGCUGUUUGAAAGAAACAGUGGGACAGACAUUUGGCUAUUACACACAUACACACGUAUAAUUUUAAUGAAAAUGUAGGUUAUAUUUUAUUUGCUCUUUGGCUUAUGUAACCUUCAUUAAAUUAACGUGCUUUUGAAAAAUCCAACAGCUUUACCAACAUUUGAUACAACAGUGUUUCAUUCUUUUGUGUUCUUGACCUGUCAUGAUUACUGUCAGAUUUUCCAGAUAGCAUUUCAUCCUUGAUUGAUAUGAGUGAUUCACUGGGUUUCAAUGAGAAUUCUCACCAUUAGUGUGAAUGAAAGGCAUUUUUUGAUGCUAGGACAUGGAUAUAACCUCUAGAUGUUAUGCUGUCUUACCUUGUAUAAAGAACACCUGAUAGCCACAAGUCUGAGCCAGUAAUUUAUUGAGAAUGUUGUUAUAUGUUUGUCAGGUACACAAAGUGUAUGUGUGUUGAAGUAGUUAUGCAUGAAACUUGAAGUUAAGUAAUGUUACAUUAAAAUUUAAAACGUUCUUUGCCACCUACAGGGUAUAAAAGUUAGAUUACUAAUUUUUUUAAUGCUCGUGUAGGCUAUUACCAUAAAUAAUUUUAUCCCUUGCUUUCUAUAUGCCUGUAUUCGCAUUUUAUUAAUAACCAUGAAAGAAUCAUUCAGACAUACAUACUUGCUAUAAAAUAAUGUAAGACAAGUCUCUGAAUUAAUUUAUUGUUAUAAAUAAUUACAAUUUUAAUUUUGAUGAUGACACAUCAACAGUUAACAUUUAUCUAAACUACACCUAGUGGUAUGCUACUGUUUUGUACUGUUUGUUUCUCUCUCUAAGAAUCUUCCAUAUGUUUAAGUUCAUCUAUCAAAUACAUUGUUGUACCAGAUUAUUAUACAUGACAGUAAGCCUUUGUCUUGAGAAGUAGUAAAUGAUGUUCUGUUGGAAGAACCUUUGCCCAUUCAUGACAGGUACCUUCCUGCGUCAAUAAGUAAUCAGACUGGGAGAUGGUUUGUGCCAUCUUAAAUCCCAGUAUAAUUUUAUUUUAACAUCACAUUGUUCAAUGCAGUACACUAUGAAAUAUGAUGAAUAUUCAUAAUAGGAUGUGUCCUAUGCACUGGACAUGUUUUGAAGAGAUUUAGAUUUCUAGAGGUAUACAGAUGAUCUGCCGAACUUUUAGCCCAGAAAGUAGUGUUUAAAAUUUGUCUUACUGAUUUUAUAAAUGAGAUAUGAAGAUCCUGACAGAAUAUUUACCAGUUUCCAUAAUAGAAUAUAGGCACAUGAUAUGGUAAGUUUUUCUUAAUACUUACGCCCUGAAAUAAAAUUAUACCUGUCUUCCUCUACAGCUUUGAUUUUUUAACUAAAAUGUCAAAAAGUGCCCUUCUAGGCAAUGGACACACACUCAUAGUGAAAGAAUUACUUAUAUGUCAUUAUGUCCAGCAAAGGAUUUAUGUAAGAAAUUUGAUAGUUUGGGGUUGCCCUGACAGUUGAGGUGAUAAGGGUUACAUUUUGUGUUGUUAUUUAAGAAUCUGAACUGUUGUAUGUGUAUAUGUGUGUGUCUGUGUCAGUAAAAGUAAAACUAACUGUAAACACCUGACUGAUGAUUGUAUAUAAUUUCUUAGCCACAUAUUAAAAGUAUUUAAGAUGGUGAAUUAUGACAUUGCCUUUAGCCAUGGUUUUAUAUGAUGCUAUUAUCUUAGCUUAGGACUAAUAAUGUGGGCAUUUAACUCAGUGGACCUAACUCUUAACCAGCAAGUCCAUGUGGAGGGGUGAGAGGUACUCCUGAAAGGAGGCCAAGUUCUUCCAGGGACCACAGUAUAUUGGGAUUGCUGAGCACAGGGUCAUAUGCAAAGUCCUUAGGGAACACCAAGGCUUGGACUGAUGUUUAUGAUGAAAUAGGAGAACAGAUUCUGAAAAUGCGUGUUAUAUUUUGGAAACUGUUAUCAUCUAGUCUGUUUUCCAAAAUGCUGAUGACCAGCACAUACAAAAUCAUUUUGACAGAUAUUUGAUAUUGGUGAGAACUUUUGUCUGUUAAUUAGAAGGAAGAAUAAGAACAAUAUAUUCUGGGAAACAAAGUGCUCGGGAAAAUGUUAAUGUCUGGCAAGAAUGAUGUGAGCAGAUUAGGAUUAUAUAUAAUAGAAACCUUCAUAAUUUGUACAGGUAACCACAUAUUAGGAUAGUGAAAUCUAUGAGGUUCUAUUGGGAUUGGCAUGUGGCUAGAAUGUGGGUGACCAGGGAUGUAUUACAGAAAUUGAAACACUGCAUGCAUGAGACCUUGCACUUAAGGCAAUACAUAA